Messenger RNA from Nothobranchius furzeri (turquoise killifish), 1200 nucleotides. RefSeq names its product very low-density lipoprotein receptor. Lineage: Eukaryota; Metazoa; Chordata; Actinopteri; Cyprinodontiformes; Nothobranchiidae. The record is from RefSeq and is a predicted model, not a curated record. Gene Ontology annotation, cellular component: plasma membrane. Gene Ontology annotation, molecular function: protein binding; calcium ion binding.
AGAACCUGCACACAGUCAGAGUUCAGCUGUGGAAACGAAACAGGUGCGUGCAUACUAAGCAGGUGGAGAUGUGAUGGAGACAAAGACUGCCCAAAUGGAGCCGACGAGAAGGAUUGUGAGGCAAAAACAUGUGGGCCAAAAAGGUUCAGCUGUGGAGACCCAAAAGGUCAGUGCAUAUCAACCCGGUGGGUCUGUGAUGGAGAUAAAGACUGUCCAAAUGACGCUGAUGAGAACAAUUGUGCUGAUCACACAUGCAGAUCGACUGAGUUUAAUUGUGGAAGCCAGUGUAUUCCGCUCAUUUGGCGCUGUGAUGGAGAAGAAGAUUGUUUGAAUGGAAAUGAUGAGGGGGGUUGCUUCCACCAGCAGUGUACAGACCAUCAGUUCCGCUGCAGCAAUGGUAAAUGCAUCCCUGUGUACUCAGUCUGUAACAAUAAACCAGACUGUGACGACGGCAGCGACGAAGUUUACUGCCCACUCGCCUCCUGCAACUCUGCAUCCUUCCGGUGCAACAACAGUGAUUGCAUACCUGGCUUUUGGUCCUGCGACGGCGACGAAGACUGCUCCGACGGCUCAGAUGAGUGGCCCCAAAACUGUGUCUCAAAUGAACAACCCUCCUCUGAUUCUCACAACUGCACAUCCCAUCAGUUUCACUGUGGCAACAGACUAUGCAUUUCUAAAAGUUGGAAGUGCGAUGGAGACGAUGACUGCCCCGAUAAAUCAGACGAAGCCGACUGCGAUUUCAAUGAGUGUCUGCACAACAAUGGUGGCUGCUCUCACAUUUGCAAAGACCUGAAGAUUGGCUAUAAGUGCUUGUGCCCAGAAGGGUAUACACUAUUAGGCCGUAAGCUCUGCCAACGUAAUGGACUGAUUUCAACAAGAGGAAUAAGAAAAAAGAUUAAAUUCCUCAAUGCUGCUUUGAUGAUGCAGACAAAAGGAAACAAAAUGAAAGCAAAAACGCAUAUUUUUGAUUUCAUCGCCUCCUGGUACAGGAGUCCCGUUCAGCUUGCAUCCCGCCUCCGGUCCAGUGACCCCUGGUGAUCAACUCCAGCUUCCUGUGAUCCUGCUCGAGAUCAAGCGGGUGUAGAACACACAUGGAUGGAUUUGUUUGAAAGUCUGUAAUGAACAAAAACAAAAACAAGCAUUUCUGCUGCUUAUCUUAGAAAGACACAAAUAUAUAAAUAAAGGUUUUUCCCACACUCA